Molecule: messenger RNA, 954 nt
Organism: Zophobas morio
Lineage: Eukaryota; Metazoa; Arthropoda; Insecta; Coleoptera; Tenebrionidae
Exons: 1
Coding region: 1-954 (317 amino acids)
Biological process (GO): DNA replication; DNA repair; telomere maintenance
Cellular component (GO): replication fork
Molecular function (GO): DNA helicase activity
Source: RefSeq, a predicted model, not a curated record
AUGACGCAAGUCUUGAAAGAAACAAAACUUAUAGUAUGGGAUGAAUGCACUAUGGCCCAUAAAGGAGGCGUAGAAGCUCUCAGUAAAACUCUGCGAGAUAUAAGAGAAAAUGGUAGUUUGAUGGGCGGCGUUACGGUUCUCUUAGCUGGAGACUUUCGACAAACCUUACCCGUCGUACCAAGGGGAACACGAGCCGAUGAAGUGAGGUCAUGUUUAAAAUCAUCGUAUUUGUGGCCCCAAAUUAAGAAGCUCGCCUUAAAGACAAAUAUGAGAGUACUUUUAGGAGAUGAUGCUACCGUUGGUGAGUUUGCACAGACUGUGCUUCAAAUAGGAGAUGGAAAUUACCCUACAGUUGAUGGUAAGAUUAUUAUACCACCAACUCUGGCUACGGUAGUAGAAUCUCUUACAGAACUAACCAACAAAAUUUACCCCGACAUCAUCAAUCUUAAGGCAAAACCCAUAGACUGUUUAUGCGAACGUGCUAUUUUGACUCCCAAAAAUGAUAGAGCGGCUGGUAUUAACGAUCUUUUGUUAAAAUCAUUUGAAGGAGAAGAAAUUCAAUAUAAAUCCGUGGAUUCGGUAGUACAAACUGAUGAUGCUAUAAAUUAUCCAGUCGAGUUUUUAAAUACGCUUAACCCAGCUGGUCUUCCCCCUCAUAAUCUCACACUUAAGAUUGGCGCACCAGUUAUGCUAUUAAGGAACCUGAACCCUCCAAAGUUAUGCAAUGGCACCAGAUUGCAAAUAACGGCUCUCCACCGGAAUGUUGUAGAGGCCACGAUAAUCACGGGAUGUGCUCAAGGGGAAAAGGUAUUCAUACCACGAAUACCUUUAAUACCGUCAGAAUACCCAUUUGAAUUCAAAAGGUUGCAGUUCCCCCUGAAGGUCUGCUUCGCAAUAACUAUCAAUAAAGCACAAGGUCAAACAUUGAACAGUAAAGGCGCCAACACCAGAUAA